Rattus norvegicus (Norway rat) is the source of this 1669-nucleotide messenger RNA. It is a transcript of the gene Lrrc30, whose product is annotated as leucine rich repeat containing 30. The record is from RefSeq and is marked validated. The transcript has a single exon. Lineage: Eukaryota; Metazoa; Chordata; Mammalia; Rodentia; Muridae. Bases 64 to 966 code for a protein of 300 amino acids.
GUCUGACCUUUGGGAGAUCAGGCAGGACAAACAUCUAACCUUGAAGGAGGAAAGGAAGAUCCGAUGGGGGUCAAACAGUCCAGGGCCAGCUCCGAUGACAAGGACCCCAAGAGAUUUCUGGUGGGGAAGAGGCAGAAGUUCUCCUCGUGGGACGAUACCCUGCUCUUGGGGAAGGACCCACGGUCCCUGCUGAAGCGCGGCAUGCGUCAUGUCAGCUUUAGCCUAGUCACGAAAGGGAUGACAGACAUCCCAGAUUUUCUGUGGGGCUUGCUGGAAGUCCAGAAACUCAAUCUGUCCCACAACCAGCUCCGAGUGCUACCCCCUGAGGUGGGCAGGCUGACCCGGAUCGUGGUCCUAAACUUGUGUGGGAAUUGCCUCAAGAGUCUCCCCAAAGAAGUCAGUCUCCUCCAGAGCCUCAAGGUCCUCUUCCUCAACAUGAACUGCCUGGCGGAGGUGCCGGCCGAGCUCAGCCUUUGCAGGAACCUGGAAGUGCUGAGCAUGUCCCACAACUGCCUGUCCCAGCUCCCGGCCAGCUUUGCGGACCUCGCCAGACUCCGGAAGUUGAACCUCAGCAACAACUACUUCGCUCACAUCCCCCUCUGCGUGUUCUCUCUGAAGGAACUGGACUUCUUGCACGUGGGCUCCAACCGCCUGGAAAACAUCGCGGAGAGCAUCCAGUGCCUGGCUAGCUUGCAGAUCUUCAUCGCAGAGAGCAACAACAUCCACUCCUUCCCCAGGUCGCUCUGCCUAGUCACCAGCCUAGAGCUGCUGAACCUGAACAAUAACGACAUCCAGACCCUCCCAGAUGAACUCUACCUGCUGUGCAGACUGGGGAGGAUUGCGUGGAAUCCCAUGGACAAGGGGCUGCACAUUUCCCAUAAUCCUUUAUCCAAGCCCCUGCCGGAGCUGGUGGAGGGCGGCCUGGAGAUGCUUUACAGCUACCUGAAGGACAAAAAGCACAACUGAGGCGGAUGUCAGACACAUGGACAAGGGUCAGCUCAUGCAGCUUCUGUUAGCUGGGGUCCGUCUCUAGUUUAAACCUUCUAAUGUAGUGUCUGUCAGCGCUGGGCUCCCAUGUGAUAAGCUGCUGUACAGCAUUGGCCCAGGUGAGACAUUUGCUUUUAACCUUAUCCGUCCUUAGUAUCCUGGUAUCCCUGACCAAGAAAAUACGUUCAUCUCACCCAAAGCCUGACUUGAAGCAGGCUUUUGGGUUUUACCAAAAGGAACAAACUACUCAAAUGGCAAGACUUAGCUCUUGGUAGUAUGAGUGAUAAGUCAAACUUGAUGUAAUUCCAAGAUCAAAUAUAUACUUCUAUGUCCCGUGUGCCAAGUGUGGUGGAAAGGGUGGAAACUGUCUACUUUCUGGGUAUUUUAUACUCCAACUGGUAACUGGUAACCAGUAACUGGCAGUGAGGUGGCAACAGCAAGACAGGUUCCUGUGUCAGCCCCAAGCAAGCUUCCUUCAAGGUGAGAGGGUAAAGAGGAGCAGGCUCAGUGCUGUCUGGGACCAAAACAGGCAAAGCUGUCCCUUUGGGUUUUGGGGAAAUGAUCAUAGGAACUAUUCCUUUAUGAUGCCUACAGGAUCUGUAUCGGGCUAUUUAUGGUUGUGUGUGCUGGUUUCAACCAGAUGGCAUCAUGACUUUCAGGGAAUAAACAAGAUGGUCUCAGU